Messenger RNA from Capronia coronata CBS 617.96, 1581 nucleotides. RefSeq lists its product as uncharacterized. The transcript has 3 exons. The record is from RefSeq and is a predicted model, not a curated record. Bases 1 to 1581 code for a protein of 526 amino acids. Lineage: Eukaryota; Fungi; Ascomycota; Eurotiomycetes; Chaetothyriales; Herpotrichiellaceae.
AUGUCGGAGAACCGUGCCCAACAGCAUGUCUUGAGCCAUGCACCAAGCGCUGUGAUCAUGGCCUUUGUCGGAAUCGAUGUCAAGAACCUUGCGAUCCAUGCAUUAAACCGGUUGCUCCUGGAUGCGACCAUGAAAAACCUGCAAACACACUGUGCUGUCUGCCAAAUCCCAUUUCACCGUGUUCUCACGUUUGCCCGAAAGAAUGUGGAGACCCGUGUCCUUCUCUCCAUGGAGAAAUCUGCCCUCCUCCCACCAUGUGCCCGGAAUUGUGGCCACCUUGUGCCUCUGGCGCAGUUGGAUUCAGUCAAUUUGACAUCCCUCUACGUACAGAGAGCAGAUGGAUCACUUUCCAUCAACCCCAGUAUUCGGAUUGCCGAUGUCCAGAAGCCGACUUGCAUUUGUGGCGCACCAUGCCUCACAACACGGCGAUACAUACUUGCCGCAAAGCUGAUCGAUUUCCACAAUACUCUAGAUCGGCUCAUCGCAGUGAUAGGUGGGAAGAUGCAAUACUAUGCUAGAAUGAUCGAAGCGACUGAGGAAAACUUGUCCAAGGACUUUGUGGCAUUUGUCAACGGCAUACGACCGAAUCCGUUGGCGGCGAAACAGAAUACCUCACUCCUUAUUCGGCGGUACCAAGACGUUCGCAAGCUACAAAAGGAGAUCGGCAAUUUUCGGGACAAGGUGAUCGAUCCUAUUCAACGUCGUCUGGCCGAACUGCACACCACCUUUCCCAAUGUUGCCGGAGACUAUAGACUGCUGUUCUAUCUCCACUUCAAGAUCCUGGAGUAUCGCGUCAUCGAUGUGAGAAUUGUCGACACCGUCAAGCUUGCUGAUCACCUGCUCCAACUCCAAGAUUCCUCCUACGGAGUGCAGCGACAAGGUUUGAAAAUGCUUGAGUUUACGAACAAGGAGUCUACCGCCUGCAUUGAUCACUGUCAAGAUACUCUCUCUGACCCUUACGUCAAGACCAGUCCAUGUAUCGAAAGUGAGAUCAGAUUACACCAGAUACGCUUCCAACUACUCGCGAAAUCUACACUGAAGCAGGGUUUGGAAGGCGAGCCUGUUGAAGACAGUGUGAUCCAAGGUAACCUGGAAACAUUGAUCAAUGUCUGUCGCCUAUUACCUACGACGCAUUCCGACCUGGUCAACAGUACACACAACCUUGCACGAACCUUUCAACAGGGAGGUGCCCAUGAAGGGAUGAUCCCGGAAAUCAAGAUUGACAGCGUUCGGAGGGUCGAGAGAUUGUGGGGAAUGCACGAAGUUGGCUAUCUGAAGCAUUGUGCACAGUUUCAUCUGUUUUCGGCCAAGACGUUCCCUCGGGGCUGCCCGCAAUGCGGCAAAUUGACGGUUGAUAUGGAUGACAUGUUCCGGCAGAGCUCCAAGAAUUUAUUCGAGAAGCAGUUUCUUGCUGCAAUGACAACAAAGCAUGGCAACUCGAAGACCAGUGCUGGUGAUGUCGCACAGACCGCAUCGAAAGAGGCAGUGGAGGUUUGUGUAUCCAAGACCAAAGCGGUUGAGAAAGAGUUGACGAAUGAAGAGAGAUUUCUGGUUGCCAUGCGCAAGCUAGGAACGAAAUGA